Molecule: messenger RNA, 1596 nt
Organism: Torulaspora globosa
Lineage: Eukaryota; Fungi; Ascomycota; Saccharomycetes; Saccharomycetales; Saccharomycetaceae
Gene: SRP54
Product: RNA-binding signal recognition particle subunit SRP54
Exons: 1
Coding region: 1-1596 (531 amino acids)
Biological process (GO): SRP-dependent cotranslational protein targeting to membrane, translocation; SRP-dependent cotranslational protein targeting to membrane
Cellular component (GO): cytosol; signal recognition particle, endoplasmic reticulum targeting
Molecular function (GO): GTPase activity; endoplasmic reticulum signal sequence receptor activity; 7S RNA binding
Source: RefSeq, a predicted model, not a curated record
AUGGUUUUGGCAGACUUGGGGAAGCGGAUUAAUAGUGCUGUCAACGGGGCGCUCUCUAACAGUCAGGAUGAUUAUGCCACUACAGUUGAUCAUAUGCUGAAGGCGAUUGUGACGGCGUUGUUGGAGUCAGAUGUGAAUAUCAGACUGGUUUCUAAGCUGAGGAAUAAUUUGAAAAGCAAGCUUAUAGAUUCCAAGAGUGAUGGCAGGUCAGUUUCGAACGGUCAAACCAAAAAGGUGAUUCAAAAGGCUGUCUUUGAUGAGCUGUGCGAUCUUGUGGACUGUAAAGUGGACGAACCUUUCCAGCCUAAGAAGAAGAAGUGCAACGUGAUCAUGUUUGUGGGUUUGCAGGGCUCUGGUAAGACAACAUCUUGUACUAAGCUUGCCGUUUACUACUCGAGAAGAGGAUAUAAGGUGGGCCUUAUAUGUGCGGAUACGUUCCGUGCCGGUGCCUUUGACCAAUUGAAACAGAACGCGAUCAAGGCUCACAUCCCAUUCUAUGGCUCUUAUACGGAAACCAAUCCGGUGAAAGUGGCAGCGGAGGGUGUGGCGAAGUUUAAGAAGGAAAAGUUUGAGAUCAUUAUUGUGGAUACUUCUGGUAGACACCAACAGGAACAGGCGCUGUUCCAGGAGAUGGUCGAGAUAUCGAAUGUUGUGAAGCCAAACCAAACGAUCAUGGUUCUUGACGCGUCUAUUGGUCAAGCAGCGGAGCAACAGUCGAAGGCGUUUAAGGAGUCAGCAGACUUUGGUGCUAUCAUAUUGACGAAAAUGGACGGCCACGCUAAGGGUGGUGGUGCCAUAUCGGCGGUGGCGGCAACCAACACACCGAUUAUUUUCAUCGGUACUGGUGAACACAUGCACGACUUGGAGAAAUUCUCACCGAAGUCUUUUGUAUCCAAGCUGCUGGGGAUCGGCGACAUCGAAAGUUUAUUAGAACAGUUCCAGACUGUCUCGAAUAAGGAAGAUACUAAGGCAACAAUGGAAAAUCUCCAACAGGGCAAAUUUACUUUGCUGGAUUUCAAGAAGCAGAUGCAGACAAUCAUGAAAAUGGGGCCACUAUCGAAUAUAGCACAGAUGAUCCCCGGAAUGGGAAAUAUGAUGAGCCAGGUGGGAGAGGAGGAAACUUCGAAAAAGAUGAAAAAAAUGAUUUAUGUACUAGAUUCUAUGACCAAAGAGGAACUGGAGUCCGAUGGGCGGCUGUUUAUUGACCAGCCAAGUCGCAUGGUGAGAGUGGCCGCAGGUUCAGGGACUUCUGUCUUCGAAGUGGAAAUGAUCCUAAUGCAACAACAAAUGAUGGCCAGGAUGGCACAAUCAACCAAAGCUGCUCAGCAGAGUGGAAACAUGCCUGGAAUGCCCGGAAUGCCCGGCAUGCCCGGAAUGCCAAAAAUACCUGGCAUGCCUAGAAUGACGCCACAAAUGAUGCAACAGGCGCAACAGAGAUUGAAACAAAAUCCCAGUCUGAUGAAAAAUAUGCAGAAUAUGAUGGGAGGAAGCGGUUUCCCUGGCGCAGGCGGUAUGCCGGACAUGAAUGAAAUGAUGAAGAUGAUGCAAGAUCCUCAGAUGCAACAGAUGGCCAGGCAGUUCGGCAUGGGCAUAUGA